AUGGGAUCGAGGGUUGAAAACGUUCUUCAGUCUUUGACGCUGGAAGAGAAGAUCUCGCUGCUUUCUGGGAACGACUUUUGGGCGACGACGCCGAUUCCGGAGAAGGGUAUCCCUAGUAUCAAGACGAGCGAUGGGCCCAACGGCGCGCGUGGCGAAGUAUUCACAGGAGGGACAAGAGCAGCAUGUUUCCCCGCUGCAGUAUGCUCGGCUGCAACAUGGGAUCCGACAAACGCCAUGCGCAUAGGUCAUGCUCUGGCAGAGGAGACCAAGACCAAGGGUGCAAAGGUGAUUCUCGCACCCACAAUGUGCAAUCACAGACAUCCCCUUGGUGGCCGAAACUUUGAGUCCUUCUCCGAAGAUCCUUAUCUUGCCGGCAAGAUGGCCGCCAAUGUUGUCAAAGGGCUGCAAGACAAGGGAAUCGCGGCAACCAUUAAGCACUUUGCAGCCAACGAGCAGGAGACAGACCGUAUGAGCGUUAAUGAAAUCGUAUCGGAGCGUGCACUGCGGGAAAUCUACAUGAAGCCUUUUGAGAUUACCGUCAAAGAGGCAAAACCUCUCGCUGUGAUGACGUCGUACAAUAAGAUCAACGGAACGCAUGCGGACUCCAACUCCUUCCUCCUCCAGCGAGUCCUACGAGGCGAAUGGGGGUUUAGCGGCCUGGUUAUGAGCGAUUGGGGUGGUGUAAACUCCACCGCUGACUCACUGAACGCCGGACUAGACCUAGAGAUGCCGGGACCAACGAGAUGGCGGAAGAUUGAUGACAUCAAAGAGGCUGUGAAGAAGGGUGAUGUGACCGAGGCGACCAUCACCGAGAGGGCAAGGAACGUCUUGAACCUGAUUGAGCAGGUUGGUGCGUUUGAAAAUCCGGAGAUUCCACCAGAGCAGUCCAUCGUCGACCCCAAGCAUUGCAAGCUCAUCCGUAGUGUUGCAGGACAGGGCAUUACUUUGCUCAAGAAUGACGGCAUUUUGCCACUAAGGAAGGACAAUGUUAAAGGAAAGAAGAUUGGUCUGUUUGGGUUCGCAAAGGAGGCUCUCAUCCAUGGCGGUGGAAGUGCGUCGCUGAAUGCUCACUACCGCAUCACUCCUGAAGAAGGUCUCAAAUCCGCGUACGGUGAUGAUGUCGAGUUCAAGUUCGCAAAGGGAGCAGCGACAUACCGCCUCCUCCCACCGCUAUCGGAAGGCUGCAAUGAUGUCACAGGCAAAGGCGGCUGGACAAUGGAGCUUUUCAACAAGGGUAACACGUUGAAGCCUAUCAAGACAGCCAACGGCGUUAAGGAAGCUGCCUUCAGCGCGCUAGUCGACGCAGAGGCUAGGGAUUGCAACGUCCAUUUCACGACUACUUUUACACCCAGCAAGUCUGGCUCGCACUACCUAGGAUGCUCAGGCAUAGGACCCACUGCCGUGCGUAUCGAUGGCAAACUCGUCUUUGAGCAAACGGGAAACUCGCCGGAUUACAUGGGCUUCCUAUUCGGCGGCAAUCCCGAGAAAGAAUUCCAGGUUUCCUUUACCGCAGGCACGCAAUACAAGAUCCAGAUCAUCUCCAAGCCACAGCCCGACAACGAUGGAAGCAUACUUGCAGACCUACCGGGCUUCAGACUAGGCUUCAUGUACGAAGACGAGCACGACAGGGACCUCGCGGCCGAAGCAGCCGCAAUCGCAAAAGAAUGCGAUAUCGCCAUUGUCUUCACAGGCCACACGCCCCCCUGGGAAACCGAAGGCCAGGACCAAGUCAGUUUCAAUCUGCCUCGAGAGGGAUCGCAGGACAAACUUGUCGAGAGAGUUGCGUCCGCCAACCCGCACACCAUAGUAGUUAACUCCACUGGUGUGGCCAUCAACUUGCCCUGGAUCAACAAGGUCUCUGCCCUGAUACAAGCUUGGUUCCCAGGACAAGAAGCCGGCAACGCCAUCGCGGACGUGAUUUCCGGCGCCGUGAACCCUUCCGGUCGUCUACCGAUUUCCUGGCCCCGCCGCAUCGAAGACGCGCCUGCGCAUGGGAACUUUCCUGGUAUCCGCGACGAGAAAACAGGACAGCUCACUGUACGGUACGAGGAAGGUAUUUUUGUGGGAUACAGACAUUAUGACCGUCUUGAUGCUGAUAUUGUACACUUCCCCUUUGGCUUCGGUCUCUCAUAUACUUCUUUUGCGUUGAGCAGUGCGAGCGUUGAACAGCGGUCACCCGGCUCCUUUGUGGCCAAGGUCGAGGUGAAGAAUACAGGAGCUAUUGAUGGAGCUGUGGUAGUGCAAUUGUAUGCCGGGAAGAAACAGAAGGAUCUGGUUAAACAUCCAGUAAAGACGCUAGUGGCUUUCAAGAAAGUCUUCAUCUAG
Pyrenophora tritici-repentis Pt-1C-BFP is the source of this 2325-nucleotide messenger RNA. Its product is annotated as BglX, Beta-glucosidase-related glycosidase. The record is from RefSeq and is a predicted model, not a curated record. Gene Ontology annotation, molecular function: beta-glucosidase activity. Gene Ontology annotation, biological process: glucan catabolic process. NCBI's taxonomy places the organism in Eukaryota, Fungi, Ascomycota, Dothideomycetes, Pleosporales, Pleosporaceae.